Molecule: messenger RNA, 1137 nt
Organism: Capsaspora owczarzaki ATCC 30864
Lineage: Eukaryota; Filasterea; Ministeriida; Capsasporidae
Exons: 5
Cellular component (GO): cytosol
Molecular function (GO): flavin adenine dinucleotide binding; oxidoreductase activity; FMN binding
Source: RefSeq, a predicted model, not a curated record
AUGCAACAUGUUGCACUGUUGUAUGGUUCGCAGACGGGCACUGCGCAGGAAGUCGCAGAGCGCAUCGCACGCGACGCACGACGCCAACGCCUGUUCACCAACGCGACGACGACGCUGACGCUCGCAUCGAUGGACGAGUACGACUUCAUCCACAGGCUGCCUGAAGCGUCCUGCGCCGUGUUUGUCUGCGCGACCACUGGCCAAGGGGCCAACCCGGACUCGAUGCGGCGGUUUUGGCGCUUCCUGUGCCGCAGAGCCCUGCCCGCCGACUGCCUUGCGCGAUUGCGGUUUGCCGUGCUUGGACUGGGCGACUCGUCCUAUGUCAAGUUCAACUUUGCAGCGAAAAAGCUGCAUCGCCGGCUUGUCCAACUUGGCGCGCAACCGCUGCUCGAUGUCGCGCUCGCCGAUGACCAGGACGCGUACGGUGUCGACUCAACCCUCGAGCAGUGGCUGACGUCCCUGUGGCCGCUGAUUGAAAAGAUUGCACCCAAGCCGCCGAACGUGGAUGUCGUUCCGCCGUUUGUCCUGCCUCCAAGCAGAGCUGCGACCAUCUUUUUGAAUCGCGAAACGCGGCAGCUCGAUCCGUCCCUGAAUUCGCCGUCUGCACCAGCCCUGCUUCAUCUGCAACAGCAACGGUCGUACUAUGAAACAGCCUCGGAUGAAGCGAUUUUGCGGCUGGCAGAGCAUGCGUUGCAGACGACAGAUCGCGCCAACGAACGAGCGGCAGGCGGCAUUUCCGUGACCGUCCGCGAGAAUGCUCGAUUGACUGCGGCGGGGCAUUUUCAAGAUGUUCGCAGCAUUGUAUUUGACACCCAAGAGCAAAGCCCGUUGCCAGACUACACUCCUGGAGACGUGCUUUAUUUACAACCACACAACACACCUGAGAAUGCCGAGCUGGUGGCAGACAUGAUGGGAUGGUCGCUCGAUGACACGUUUGUCGCAGUUCCAUCGGGCAUGGACCACGGAUCACCCUUUAUCAGCAAUCUUCCCAGGCCGUGCUCUGUUCGAGACUUGCUGACAAAGUAUCUCGACAUUGCAAGCGUCCCAAGGCGGUACUUUUUCGAAGUUUUGUCUUAUUUUGCCAUGGAUAUCCGAGAGCGCGACAAAUUGCGAGAGUUUGCCUCAAUGGAAGGCCAG